This is a messenger RNA of Cyphomyrmex costatus, 4489 nucleotides long. RefSeq lists its product as uncharacterized. Bases 131 to 475 code for a protein of 114 amino acids. Lineage: Eukaryota; Metazoa; Arthropoda; Insecta; Hymenoptera; Formicidae. The transcript has a single exon. The record is from RefSeq and is a predicted model, not a curated record.
ACAAGCGGCAGCGGCGGCGGUGGCUGCGGCUGCGGCCGCGGCGGCGGACGCGGCAGCGGUAGCGGCACCUUAUCAUCAUCGUCGUCAUCGGCUGCUACGUACCGCGGCGGUAGUACAGCUGCCGGUGCCGAUGCCGGCGAGUCACCUCUACAACAAGCGGGGUCCUGGCCAGGUGCCGGGCGGCAUUGGCAACAAUAACAUCAACAGUCACAUCGGGGUCGGCGGUACCGCCGGCGGCAUCCUUCACGGAGGAAUCAAGAAUCAACGGCAGCCGUUCCUUCAGCGUCUACCGUCGCGCAUACACGAUCUCACUCGGGCAAUCGAGAUGGCCGUUUCGGGAGCGGCGAAUACGGCAACACAGCAACAGCAACAGCAGCGUCAGCACGCGCAAGCCAAGCAGACCUCCCUGAAGAACAAACCCAACAACAACCGUCAGGCCGGCAGCAAAAAGCUCCAGCAGAGCGAGAAAGUGUAGUUGCAAGGAGUGUGUGAGAGAGAAAGAGAAAGGGAGAAACUGAACGUAUGUGUACCUGCGUUCGUGUGCGUGUGUAUGUGUGAGAGAGAGAGAGAGAGAGAGAGAGAGAAAGAGAGAACGGUUGAAGAGAGAGAAGUAAUGAAGGAAAUAGAAAGGAGGCCGCGCGAGAGAUAAUUAGAAAGAAGUAGGUUAGAUCGUUCGACUGUCCGAUAUGUAAUCGUGGACUGUGCAUGUUGAAAGCUCGAAGGAAAAUAACGGGGAGGGGGGGGGUAGAGAAAAAAAGAAUGCGAUAUUAACGAUUCCUCUCGUGUCCUCUCAUUCCCCUUUUUUUCCUCGCUGCGCUCUUCCUCUUUCGGGUUUCUGUUCUUGCAUUCGAUCGUGAUCAAAGAUGAAAAGAAAACACGCGAGAAACAUCCUUGGCGUUUUAUUGAUACAAGCAAAAUUGUUAGAAAUUUGACAAGGAAGACGAAAGAUUGAAGUGCGUUUUUGCCUUUAUCUUGCGUUCCUCCACAAUCAUGCUACAAGAUGCCAAGUAGGAAAUUCCACAUUCCUAGUUACAAAGGUAUAAAUUUUCAUGACUAGACGACGCGCGGGGAUAACAGGAGGGGACAACACGAAGAGACUAGUUCAAAAUGCUGAACCGAAAUUUGUAUUAGGUUUUACGCGUGACUCGCACAGCGUUUUACUCGCGGGUCCUGUAUAUACAUAUUGCCGAUUUAUAUGUAUGUGUACGCGAAAGCAUGCUUGUGGACCAAGUGUGUAAGCAGGACGACAGUUCGUAAAGAGCUUUGAAGCUCGAGGGAAGAGGAAGACGCAAAAGCUCGAGGUAUGAAAGUGAGGAAGGAAGGCAGAGAGAAAGAAAAAGAGAGAGAGAGAAAAAGGACUUUCCCUUCGAUUAGCAUUUGACGAUGCGUCGAGAGCCUCCGCCGGGCAUUUCGGCCGAUCUUUCUUUAUUUUUUUUUCUACUUAAUGUACAUCCAUGACCGGGUUAGUCACGACGAUAUCGGGCUGUGAGACUGAAUCACACACAUCAGACACGCAAUUAAUAUAUACAUACACAUACACUUGCACGUACAAGUAGAACGGUCACCAAAACGCGCGGUUAAGAAUGUCAGGCUGUCGUAGAAGAGAACAUAUUUCGGAACGCGCUCACGUGAGAUAAACCCCGUCGAAAUGCGGGAGAAAAAGAGCGGAUGGGAGAGAGAGAAAGAGAAAGAGAGAGAGAGAGAGUGAAAGAGAGCAAGAGAAACAGAAGGAAAGUUAGAGGGGAGUAUAAAAGAAUGAAAUCUCAAAGAAACACUCACACACAGUGCUUAGUAGUAGGUGGUUAUACAUACUCGUUUUAUGUAUAAGUUUUAGAGUAUUAGCGUCGUGUGAAUGAGGACAGGAGAGAGAAACAGGUAGGGAAUACGGUGAGGGUACGAAGUGCAAAGGAAAAGAAAGGAAAUAUUGAGAGAGGGGUGGGGGAUAAAAAGGUAAAAUUGAUUUUGUGGGUUUAAGAAUGUAAAGCGCGUGGGGGCCGUAUGGUAAUCGAGAAAAGGCGAGGAAAGAAAAAAAAAAGGAAAACCAAGUAUCAUGGGGCAGGGCUCGCACUCACGUGUUCGUACGAUCGCACGGAGCAGAUUUCAGUAUGCGGGCACGAUGUGUACCUCAAUGUAACCCCCGUAAGUUUAAUUAGAAUGUUACCGUUUGAGCAUAUGGACGUAUUAUUCUCGGGCGAAGCGGCUCCCCGGAGGAUCGCGAGCGGUGAUUCUCGGGGCUUGGUAUAGGGUAGAAAGAGAGAGGGAGAGAGCACGGCCUGUGAGGGAUCGCGAAGCGAUCUAACUGCGUACUGUAAUUACCGCUAGUCAGUACUCAGGUGGUCUCCAUUGCCACGCAUACGUGUCGAUGAUACGCACGUAUAUAAUGUGUCUCUUUCAUUUUCUUUUUUUUUUUAUAUGAGACGUAUUUAUUAGGUAGUAAAAAUGUGCUUUCGCAGGAUCGGAUCAUUCUCUGACUCUCGAUAAUUUUCCGUGAAGAUGCACCGUCCGAGAGAAUAUUUUAUAAGAUGUUACAUAGUUUCACGCGUCGUCAAUCCUUUUAUUCCUUACGAGGGAUUUCAUAAAUGUCAGGAACAAAUAACAAUAAAGGAAGAACGGGUUUCUUAUUUGAUUAUAGAAAUUAAAAAUGCUUUAACCUUUGCAUAUAUAAAUAUAUGCAUAUAACUUUUACACUUUAUACGUGAGACGUCAGAUAAUAAUUCAGAACGUAUGAUCGCUCGUGUCGCGUUUAAUUUUUCCUUUUUUUUUUUUGUCGUUGAUUAACAUUGCACGUUUCGUCGCUUGGGAAAGAUUCACGAAUAUUCAAAAUUGCAUAGAUACAACGAGAGGAGACGAUAUUGUUCUAUGAGACGGAAGAAAUGGAUAUUGCAACAUCCGUCAUUUUAUCUUUGUGUCAUAGAACAUUGAUAUUGUUCUUGUUUAAAAAUAUCGGUAUUACAAAAAAAAGUUAUGCACUUUGCAAAUUGGACCUCUUUAGAACUUUGAAAUUCUGGAAGAGAAAAGCUCUCGUUCCUGCAUGUACUUCGAGGACGGUGCAUGCGAUCGGUAUGUGAUACGGAUUAAUGACAAGAUUGCAAUGAUUGACGUUCGAUCUCAGGUCAGAUUAAGGAAUUACGCAUCUAGUCAACGUGCAAGUUGCCGCGUCGUCAGCGCAGUUUCGCAUUUAAAGAAAGGAUAGAUAACGACGGUGAACAUCGGGAAGUUGGAGGCGCGGACGCAACGACGAGCGCGGCUAAUGAUAAGUAAAAUGGCGCGAAGCAGGCGAGCCGGAUCCUCAGGCUCGUUCGUGCGAUUAUUGUUGCCAUCCUUUCGAAUGACGACAGAUCGAUUCGGUUUAUCGAACGGUGAUUGUAUUCACAGACAAAAUUCUGAAGCAAUUCUCCGCAGCUCAAGGAAUGAUUCUCCGCGAUUGUAAGUAGUUCAGAAAUCGCUUUCCGAAGGUGAUUCUCUCCGAUUACGCGUAGAGAUUACAUUAUUAAAGUGAUUUUCUACACCCGCUUCCGUCACUUCUCCCGAGUGAUCUUUCACAAGUGCAGAGACAGCGGUCCUUGAUCCGGCGAUCGCGACGACUUCUGAACGGAAAACGAUCUAUAGAUCUCCGGAUGGCGCGAGACGAGCUUGAGGACGCGGAUUACGCGUACUUAAUUGCGAGUAAAGCGAUACUCGAUUAAGGGUAGAUUUAGUCAAAGAAACCAAAAAAAAAAAAACACUUAAACAUGUAUGUGGUAAUAAUAAUGAGUACCUUAGUGUCUAGUCCGGGAGUCGCGAGGAGACGCGAGGACGAAUGAUAUCGUCUCUCGGAGAAGUCGCACGACUCCCACGAACGUUGUGGAUUUUCUUUUUCUAAGACAUUACUUUAUUUAUUCAGAGCCGCCGCCGAUUCACGCGCGGAUCCUUUCUCGACAAAGGACGCCGGGACGUCGGCGCGAGGCGCCAGGAUCUCGAACGUUAGUGCAAAUUAAGGCGUCGACGGGCAUUAAAACGUCGCCGCGUAAGUGCAAACUCGCUGAUCGGAGGGUGUUCGAACGACGAUUGGUCUCCCCCUUCAUCGCUCAUAAUUAUAUCACGACACUAUUAUACGAAUACAGUAAACAGUACAGCGUAACGCGUCGUUUGUAUAUGCAGAUAUAUACGAGGUGGAUAUAUUACCCUCGAUUGAUUUGCGUAAGCGAACGGUAAUUUUUAUUCGCAAUUUGAGAUGUAUAUUUCGCGUAAUAUUUGUUACGCGAGCACCGAUAGAAUAUUAAUAGAUCGUUAUCGAUAGGGAGUAAAUUAAUGGCGUAUUGGUACCACGUGAAAAGUGAGACCACGGCUUGACAGCUGGAAUUUCAUGCGUAUACGUGAGAUAUUAAUUAUAUUUCGACGCAUCCUCUCGGUAUCAGCGAGACGUCCGUUUUUUUCGGGACGUUUCUUUCAUAAUACACACAUGCGAAUAUACAUUUGCCAAUAUAAUAAUUAUUCUCCUUCUCGCUAU